This is a messenger RNA of Ooceraea biroi (clonal raider ant), 6942 nucleotides long. RefSeq names its product 1-phosphatidylinositol 3-phosphate 5-kinase fab1 (gene fab1). The record is from RefSeq and is a predicted model, not a curated record. Gene Ontology annotation, biological process: regulation of reactive oxygen species biosynthetic process; neutrophil chemotaxis; intracellular signal transduction. Gene Ontology annotation, cellular component: cytoplasmic vesicle; vesicle membrane. Gene Ontology annotation, molecular function: 1-phosphatidylinositol-3-phosphate 5-kinase activity; metal ion binding; 1-phosphatidylinositol-5-kinase activity. Lineage: Eukaryota; Metazoa; Arthropoda; Insecta; Hymenoptera; Formicidae.
CAGUAGGAGGCCACUUGGGCCACCGAGAGCGAGCAGCAGCGAGCGGAACGCAGCAAUAUGCGAGUGGGCGUGCGGUUGUGAAUUUUCCGAGAGUUAUCUAUAAUAAUAAUAAUCAGUAGGAUUGAGAAGAAGAGCGUCCUUCGGUACUCGAGUCACUGUUUGCCUUAAAAUCUGCGAGAAGGUAGUACCAGUGAAAAUGAACAAGAACAUGAACUCACCGUCGAAACUCACGGAGUUCGCUCCGUUGAGCCCCGAGGAGAGCCAACCUGGCGUAGCAUCGCUCUUCUCAAAGUUCUUCAACUUCACCAGAAAUUCGCCCAGUAUUAAUGAUUCUACAGUAUCUUCCAACAAUGACGAGCGUAGCUCAUCGGAUUCAGAAUCUUGGAAGCAAUCAGAGAGCAUGGAACAGACUCCAGACGAUGAUAGUACCAGCAUGAUGAAUUUUCCGUUGGACAGCAGCGAAGGUCGCAGUUUGCCCAACGUUCUGAAACGUAUCAGCAACAUCGUGGCGUUGAAGAGUAAUAACCUACGGUCGUACAAAGAUUCUCAAUUGAGGAAUUACUGGAUGCCGGACAGUGUGAGUAAACAAUGUUACGAGUGUGGCGAGAGAUUCACGACGUUCCGGAGAAGACAUCACUGUCGCGUGUGCGGGCAAAUUUUCUGCUCGAAAUGUUGUUCCGAUCAGAUACCAGGGAAAAUUAUGGGGUGUACUGGAGAUCUCCGAGUUUGUACAUAUUGUUGUAAAGUAGUCCUCUCCUACCUGCAAUCGUCGGACAUGAGGAGUGAUCUAACGGCAGAUCUGAAAGCACUGCAGGAGGAUCUUCAGGUGAAGUAUGGAAACGAUUCGCCGCUGUUGACGCGAAAACACACCAACGAAUCGAUGGGCGACGAAAUGUCGAUAAGUCGGAAACCUAGCGUGGGAUACAUGGAGGAGAAUUACGCAACUGGAAGAUCGGGCAACAGUUAUCUGACGUCGCACGAGCGAUCCCUUGUGCUGCAAAAUUCUGCCUCCUUGAGGAUGAUCUACGAGGAGCUGUUCCGAUCUAGUCAAGCCAUUACUUUACAAACUCAUCGGAUCCGCUUGAAGAGCUAUCACAACUGUUUCCUGGCGAACGAAUUAGUAAACUGGAUGAUAGCCCAAAAUAAGGCAGCCACCCGCGUGCAAGCAACCGCGAUAGGGCAGGCGCUGCUAGAAGCGGGCUUCGUCGAAUCGGUAGUUGCCGAUAACGUGUUCAGCGACUCGGUCACCGUGUUUAGACCAGUGCAGCUAUCUUCCUUGCAAAGUAUGGACCUACUUACGGACAAGCGAGCGACGUGCGACGCGCAAGAGCCGGCGUGGGUGAAGACCAUUCCUCAGCACGACUCGACUACGGAUUCCGAGAGUGAGACGAAGCCGACGAGUUCGCAGUCACAGACUUUCGGUCGCUUACCGUCGUCCAGCUCGAGCUUUUACUUGGAUCUAAACCUGGAGGCGUCCACCGUCACGCUGAAGAGACCGACUUCGGAAGACCUAACGGCGAUCUCUGUCGACAGCAGCGACGGGAUAAUUGAACAGAAAGAGAUCAAUCUGAAACCGCACGAUUGUAAUCUCAAGAUAUGCGACGACCUGUUGAACGACACGCUUCAGGUACACGAGUUCAAGGAGAAGAACGGCUGGCAUCGUGCGACAAACUUGAGGACGGCCUUCGGAGAGCUAAGCGCGUACGAGGGUCUAACAUCCGCAUACAAGGCGCACGAAGACUCGCUCAUCAAACAACUCCUCAGUAAGGAGGGCUUGUCGCAAACGUGGUCGACCACGAUACUGUCUAUCGUGCAUCAGAUAGUCGAUCACGUUAGGCCGGAUUUAAAUCACGACGCCGAGAAUUUGGACAUUCGACAGUACGUGCAAUUCAAAAAGUGUCCCGGCGGUAGCAGGGACGAUUGUGCAAUCGUAUCCGGUGUGGUCUGCAGCAAGAAUAUCGCGCACCGCGGGAUGAACGCCAUGAUCGCGCAUCCCAAGAUCUUGCUGCUGCAAUGUGGACUCAUGUAUCAGCGCGUGGAGGGCAAGUUGAUAAGCUUGGAGCCUGUCAUGUUGCAGGAGAGCGAGUAUCUGGGACACGCGGUGGCGAGGAUCACCGCCUUGGGCCCGGACGUGGUGCUCGUGCACCGCUCCGUCGCCAGACUAGCCCAGGACAAGCUGAGAGAAUGCGGCGUGACGUUGGUUCUGAAUGUGAAGCUCAGCGUGCUCAAGAGGGUAGCACGAUGCUCGGGUGCCAGCAUCGUCAACACCAUCGAUGCGCAUAUAAACGCGAGGUACAUACUCGGCACCUGCAAGAAGUUCUACCUGAGGGACUUUCCGGAUGACCGAAGAGGCGUAAAGACGCUGAUGUACUUCGAGAACUGCGCAAAUCCACACUUGGGCGCGACGAUCUUAUUGCGGGGCGGUUCGCAGACCGAGUUGAAGAGAGUGAAGAACGUCACCUCGAUGAUGAUCUUCGCGGCUUAUUCAUGGCGCCUCGAAAAGUCCUUCCUCAUGGAUGAAUUCGCGAAACCACCGUCACCCAAGGAUAACUCGUUUCUGGACGAGGCAUCGCAGAAGGAUUUGUCGAGCCUAGAAGAAUCCGAAAAAGCCAUGAAUCAAGCUGAUGAGCAUGCGCAAUCAACGGACUCAAAGAGGUUGAAAGCGGACGAAGAGCAUGACGAUGCGUCCAACAGCGGGCAAAACGCCGCUGCGAUUCGAAGUACGCCCGCGAAGAACGAGGACGCUCACCGCUCCGAGAAUAUUUUAAACGCGGAUUCUUUGAGGGAAGUGUCAUCGAUGCUCUCGGAAGAUUCCGAUCCUUAUGAUACCUUGAAGUUGUUUAAGGGUAAAUCGAAGCCGUCUGUACAUGAUCCGAAGGAUUCGAAGGAUCUGGAGCCAGGAUCUUGCGAGGGCGAUACAGUUAAGGACGAUAAGCCCAAGGACAACGUCUCCGUUCCUGAUACCGAUGCAAAAGAGCAUAAUAAUACGUUGGAGCUAUUCACGAGCAAAGAGGGUGCGGGUGUCGAGCAGAAACCCAACGAACUCCUCGAGAAAGCGAAGCUGAAGGACAGAGUAUCCUCUGACGAAAAACGCAUCUACGGGGAGUCCAUAAGCGAUCGAAGCGACCCGUUGCAUCAGUAUCUGAACGAGGAUGAGGAGGACGUGUUCAAUCACACCAGCCCGAACGGGCAGCGCCUGAGCGUCGCCGAGUUUCCUCUAUUCAACAAGUUCAAGAAGGCGCUCGAGGGCACCGUGCUCAGCGUAUCGCCUUAUCUCAAGUUCUCCAUACCGUACUUAGAGACCGAGCCCGGACGAAACUGCGUGCUGAGGAGCUUCUUCCCGCGCGAGAUUUACUACUCGACGCAGUUUCUCGACAAGGUCAAGGAGACCCGGACAAACAGCGUGAGCGUGAACGAACAGCUCGCAUCCGAGAACCGCGAGCGGAGCAGCGCGAAGCUAAAGCCGCAGCACCCGUUCGUCCAGGCACGGCUGACUACAAGCAUAGACAGCCGCGACGUGCAGAGCAUGCUGGCGAAUUUCCGCGCGUGCGGCAGCAGGCUUACCCAGACACACAAUGUGCUGCUGGACAAUAAGGUGCAGCAGCAACAAUCGGCACUGACCGAAAGCAACGAGCAAGCCACCUCGGCGUGGCCGGACUGCCUGGAUCCCAGCAGUCACCAGCGAUUAUCCGUGCUGUUCUGCAGCUUCUCGCACACCGGCAACGACACCCCAGCGUUCUGCGUGAACCCCUGGGUCGUCAACAUGAUGAUGUACGGGCAGAACGACAUCGCCCUUGGCCGUUUCCUGGAACGUUACUGCCUGACGACCGAGUACAAGUGUCCGGCGCAGGCGUGUCGCGCGCAGAUCGCCCAGCAUAUGCGACGCUUCGCGCACGACGGCGGCUGCGUCCACAUCAGCCUGAGCGAAAUGAGCUCCGAGCCGUUCGUGCAGGAGAACACCGAUCAGAUCCUGAUGUGGAGCAAGUGCGUCAAGUGCAAGAGCGUGUCUCCCGUAGUGCCCAUGUCGGCAGACACAUGGUGCCUAUCGUUCGCCAAGUACCUGGAGCUGCGCUUCUACGGUGGCGUGUACACAAAACGCGGCAUGGACGCGUGUCAGCACUCCCUGCACCACGAUCACUAUCAGUAUUUUACGCGCAAAAAUAUGUUAGUCGCAUUCAAGUUUACCAGGAUCUCGCAGUGGGAGAUCUCGCUGCCGCCACCGUUGAUCAACAUCAUUUACGACCCAAAGCAACAUGCGAAUGUGAUCGAAGAGAUGAAGAGCGUGACGCUGAAGGGCGACGAGGUGUUCUCGGCGAUCAGGGAGAAAUUGAUGAGCCUGCAGACGGAUGCGGAGAGCCUGAACCUUGCCAAGCAGCUGAUCGCCAAGGAUCAGCAGUACUUCAAGAACAAGAUCGAGGAGAUCCAGCUGAAGCUGACGUCGCCGACGUUGGAAAACAAGAAGCUCGAGGGCAAGGCGUCCGAGAAGCAAGUACAGACGCUGAUGUUCAGGAUCGAGGAUGGCAUCGUGAUUUUGAGACGGCUCAUCUCCGAGGCCGUGUUUACGUGGAGCAGCAAACUGUCGGAGAUGGCGGCCAAGAAGAAGGACGAGCGACCGCGCCGGUUCACCGAGCGAUCGCUCACGGCCGGCAGCAACAGCCUUGUCGACACUGAUGGCUACAUCACCGAGGACACCGCGUCGGAAUCGCAGGUCGAGGAUUUGAGUCCUAUGUCGGCCGACUACAACGCGGCGGAGGCGAUCACAGCGAUACCGACCGACUUCGAGGCGAUCGAAGCGGUUGAAAACUUGGACAACGAAUUGUUGGAGUCCACCAAUAAUCCUGAUGAGACAACCGUUGCUCAAGGUUCACCCAAGAUGCACCAGCGUUCGUACUCAGACGUUUUGCCACUGUCGUCAGACGACGUGCCCGACAAGAAGAAGAAGAAGAAGACGAUUCUAUCACAGCUACUGCCGUCCGUUUCCGUGAGCCACACGAUACCGAAUCCUCUGGGGCCCUUGGAACAUUAUCUGCUGCCGCUGGGAUCCGUUGUUCCUGUAGUAGUAUAUGAAUCCGAGCCCUCGUCCAUAAUCGCGUACGCGCUGGACUCGCACGACUACAAGCACGCGCUGCAGGAGCUGCUGCGUACGACGAAGGGUUCGGACUCCAAUGCUAGUCCGCUGAGCAAACGCAAGUUUCCAGAGGGCAAGGACAACACGCUUGACCUGACGCAGUCGAGCGACUUCAAGCGGUCGUCCAUGCUCUCCUUCUUCCGCGGCAACAGUCCCAAUCUAGCGGCCAAUAGUCCCAUCGAGUCCGACAAGAACGUGGCGAGCGUGGAGUCGAGUAGCGGCGCCGUCGGCCCCGACGUCGACGAUGAGAAGAAAGCGAUCAAGCAGCAGAACUACAUCGAGGUGCAGUUUAACGACGCGACGACCAAUUUCUUCUGUAGGAUAUACUUUGCCGCGCAAUUCGCCGCUCUGAGGGAGAGCGUCCUGCCCUGCGGCGAGGACGGCUUCACGAGGAGCCUGAGUCGGAGCGUGCAAUGGGCGGCGAGAGGCGGAAAGAGUGGCAGCGCCUUCUGCAAGACCAGAGAUGAUAGAUUUGUCAUAAAGGAGAUGUCCCGGCUCGAGAUGCAGAUCUUCCUCGAUUUCGCGCCAAACUACUUCACCUACAUGGAGAAGUGCCAGCUGACCAAGCAGCCAACCUUGCUCGGCAAGAUAGUUGGUGUGUACCGCGUGUCAUUCAAGAACAACACAACCAACGCGGCUCUCCGCACCAGCGUGCUGGUGAUGGAAAACCUGUUUUACAACCGGACCAUCACCGAUAAGUUCGAUCUGAAGGGCUCCGUGCGGAAUCGAUUGGUGAAUCCGGACGACACGUGUCACGAGGGCGACCUGGUCUUACUAGACGAAAAUCUGUUGAACAUGAGCUGUGACUCUCCCCUGUACAUCCGAUCGCAUUCCAAAGCAGUAUUGAACCGAGCAAUCGAGCAGGAUACCAAGUUCCUGGCAGACAACUCCGUGAUGGACUAUUCGUUGCUGGUGGGCUUGGAACCGAGUUCUGACGAGCUCGUGCUCGGCAUAAUAGAUUACAUAAGAACGUUCACUUGGGACAAGAAGCUGGAGACCAUGGUGAAGAAAUCUGGCAUACUAGGCGGCCAGGGCAAACUGCCGACGAUAAUCUCGCCGGAGGAGUAUCGCGCCAGGUUCAUCGCCGCGAUGCAUCGUUACUUUCUGCCGGUGCCGGACAGAUGGUCGGGUCUGGGCAAGAGCGUCGAGAUACCAUCCGAGUCAACAACGUAAUUAUGCUAAAGAUUGAGAUUCGCAUUUUUCUACGCGGUGCGAUCGUGCGACUGAUCGCAUGUAUGUACAUACGAAACGGUUUUUCUACGUAUUUUCGAGGAGCGCGAGCGUGUUGGCGUUACACGCGUUAUUUGGCUGUUAUUUUAUACAUUGUAACAAAGCGUGCUCUCUGCGGCGAGGGGCACGCCGAUGGAAAGUCGCGCGUGUGUGUGUGAUAUCGUCCGCGAGAUACCGGUUUUUAAUAUCUCGACUAGAGCGCGUAACGUAAAUCAAUAUCCCGGUUUCUCGCGCGGAAACUUCUAUGGCUGUUUGUAAAAUAAAUUACGUACGCACGUAUUAUAUACCGAUAUAUAUGUAUAUGUAUAUGUAUAUAUGUGUGUGUAUAUAUAUAUAUAUAUAAAAUAGUUAAGCGCAUGUACAUAGUACAACUCUUUUGCAAUACGUCUGAAAAGCGGUUGCUGCUUACUGCCCGCCGCCCCAAGUUCGAAAGUACAAAAGGCACUCAUGAAAACGUAGACAGCAAGGCUAAGAAAGCACCAUUAUUAAUAUUUUAUUUAAUUCUCCAAAAAUUCUUUUUUAUGUACACGUGACUAUUAUUUUAGCCGUUGUAAUAGUCAAAUAAACAAUAAUCGUAAUUUCAA